AUGCUGCGCUUCCGCCAGGUGCUCACACUAUCUGUUUACGGAGGCAUUCGCAGUGUAUUCCAGAGCAAGGCCUUUGUUAGCGCCAGCAAGGAGCUCCCCUCGACACCCGAGGGAAAAAAUCCGUACGACGUUCUCGAAAUCACCGUUACAAACGCCACAAGUUUAGAUGACGUAUCAAAGCAGUUUAGAGAGCUUGUGGUUCUCAACCACCCUGACCAGCCCGGCGGGUCGCAUGAGAGGAUGUCAGAAGUCAAUGCAGCCUACAAAAUAAUCAAAGAAAAUCACAACAAACUGAUUCAGCGGCUGAAGGACUAUGAAGCAAAUACAAAAGGAAGCGAAGCCUUUCAAAGACACAAGCAAGCCCGGGCCCGUAGUGAUGAUGAUCUUGGACGCCAUGGUGGUGUUUAUCGUCGAAAUGCAAAGGCUGCCGAACAAUCUAGUGGGGCUCGAAGGGCCCGUUCCCUUCAAGAAAUUGAGUCAGAUUGGAGGCGCUUUAAAGACGAGACGGAGCAGUCUGUCUCAAGCAUGUGUAACCGCUACGAACUGGCUGUGGAAAAGGGGCGUUUUUUCCGGAAAACGUCCAUGCUUAACGAAAUUACCGUACGAGAACGUUGGCUGCGAAAAAGUUUUGUGAAAAACGUGUGGGAGGAGGUUCACGAACUACGGGGAGAACUUCUUCGCCGAGGCGCACGUAGCGCUCAGCAGUCACAGCUGGCAGAGGAAAUGGUUGCCUUCGCAUCUUCCGUCCAGCGGAAGUUGAAUGAUGAUUUUCAACGGCUCACACAACUUAGUGUGCAGUCACAAUCCCAUCUGUUUAUUCAGCGGGUGCUAUUCGCACUGUUGUUGGUGGUUGUUUUCAUCAAGGUGUGGGGGUGGGUCGUCACAGGAAUGUUUAAAAAUUCACUCACGGUAAGAUUUCGGCAGGGAGUUUUAAGUCGCUAG
Messenger RNA from Trypanosoma conorhini, 942 nucleotides. RefSeq lists its product as uncharacterized. NCBI's taxonomy places the organism in Eukaryota, Euglenozoa, Kinetoplastea, Trypanosomatida, Trypanosomatidae. Bases 1 to 942 code for a protein of 313 amino acids. The transcript has a single exon. The record is from RefSeq and is a predicted model, not a curated record.